AUGGUCAAACGCAAGAGAAAUGACCUCCCUAAGGAGGACAAGACCGCUGGCAGUCCCCCAAAGACUACCAAAUCCGCCCCUACCCCAUCUGAAACUCCUGAUGCAGCUAUCACUAUUCAAGUGAUCACCGGUUCUUAUGAGCGAAUCCUCCAUGGCUUUACAGCCGGAAUUCCAGCUUCUCAUCUCAAGGCAAAGACUGAUGCCAACUUGCCCACCAUCGAUUGUGUCGACACUUUCCUGUUCGAGGCCCAUGGAUCUGCAAUUCGUUGCCUGGCAUUGUCGCCACUACCCAAACCAACCGACUCUCCUGAUGCCCAAAAGGUGAUGCUGGCUACUGGUAGUACAGAUGAGCGUAUCAACCUGUACUCCAUCUCUGCCGCACCUCCUGCCGUGAAUGAAGACUAUCCUUCCGUGCCAACCCUUGCCGGAAACAAGAUCCUCGAAAAUCCCCGAAACCGUGAGCUAGGAUCAUUGCUGCACCACACCGCCAGCAUUACCUCUUUGAGCUUCCCUUCACGGAGUAAGCUCCUCGCAGCUGGUGAAGACAACACAAUUUCCAUCUCUAAGACCCGUGACUGGACUGUCGUAUCAAGCAUCAAAGCGCCAAACCCCAAAGUACAAGGACGACCAAGUGGUGAUACCGCACCCCCCGGAGCAGCUCCGUCUGGAGUAAAUCACUUCGCGGUGCACCCUAGUAUGAAGCUCAUGCUCAGUAUUGGACGGGGAGAAAAGUGCAUGCGAUUGUGGAACCUCGUGACCGGCAGAAAGGCUGGUGUGUUGAACUUCACCAGGGAGGUGCUACAGGGUGUCAAGGAGUCAAGGUGGAGCACUGGAGAAGGUCGGCGCAUUUCAUGGGACUCUGAAGGAGAGGAGUUUGCGGUUGCGUUUGAAUGGGGCGCAGUUGUCUUUGGAAUCGACUCGGUUCCAAGGUGCAGACUCAUCCCUGGUCCCCGGAGCAAGCUUCAUCAAAUGAAGUAUGUUUCCCUACCUGUCAAGGGUGGCGAGAAAGAAGAUUUCCUGGCCGUGUCCACAGAGGAUGGCAGAGUGAUCUUCUACUCGACCAAAGACACGAAGAAAGAUGAAGAGGAUACCGAUUGCUCAAUUCCCCAUGCUACCCCUGUUGCUCAACUUGGCGGAAAGCAAGCUGGGUUCCCCGGUCGUAUCAAGGAUUUCGACAUUUUGAGUCUCGAAGGACAGGCGAAGGAAUACCGUAAUGAUGUCUUGGUUGUCACCGGUAACAGUGACGGCGUCGUGCGUGUAUGGAAACUUGCUGAUAAGGAGAUUGCUUCUGCAAAGCAAGACAAGGAGACCACUCAGGUUGGAAAGCUCCUUAGCACCAAUGAGACUGGAAACCGCAUCACAUGUCUGGCUUCUUUCGUCAUGCUGCCUGCUGAGGACCCGUCUACACUGAUUGACUCCGGAGAUGAUGAAUCGGAAGAAGAAGAGGCAGAGUCAUCUAGUGAUAGCGACGAUGAGUAA
Messenger RNA from Penicillium soppii, 1479 nucleotides. RefSeq names its product putative 60S ribosome biogenesis protein Mak11. The transcript has 2 exons. The coding region runs from base 1 to 1479 and encodes 492 amino acids. The record is from RefSeq and is a predicted model, not a curated record. Lineage: Eukaryota; Fungi; Ascomycota; Eurotiomycetes; Eurotiales; Aspergillaceae. Gene Ontology annotation, molecular function: protein binding.